AAAAGAGGCACUAGUCUGCUCGCCUGUCCAGGCUCCGCACUCGGCUUCCUUCAGGGCGCCUUCCUCGAGGGCUGCAGGGAAGAAGGGGAAGGAGGGGCGGGAGACUGGCCUUUUGUGUCUCAACCAUCCAAGACUCUACCAUUUCUUUGAUUAGGCUGGGCACCCCCAUGAACGUAACAAAUGUAUCAGGAAAUGGCACUGCUCCCUGGGAAUCCAGAGCCCGAAUUCACCUCAUAUUCUUACAACAACUUGGAGACACUUUGCGAAGUGCAGACAAAGAAAGGCUUCUUCUACAAAAAAGCCAAGCUUCUGCACCCUGGGGAAGACUUGUAUUGUUUUGCCUGCCGGGAGGACCGAACCCGGUAUGUAAUCAUCAAUGUAGGUGGCAUCAGAUACAGGAUUCCCUGGACUACAUUAGAGAAUUGCCCCUUGACCAGGCUUGGAAAGUUAAAAUCAUGCAACAACUAUGAUGAGAUAAUGGAUAUCUGUGAUGAUUAUGAUGUCAACUGCAAUGAGUUCUUUUUUGACCGCAACCCUUGUGCCUUCAGGACCAUAAUGACAUUUUUGACAGCGGGGAAGCUGAGGCUUCUCAGGGAAAUGUGUGCCCUCUCCUUCCAAGAUGAGCUGGUUUACUGGGGGAUAGAAGAGGAACAUCUGGAGUGGUGUUGUAAAAAGCGACUGCGGCAGAAAGAGGAAGAGAUGGUUGAAGCGGCUUUGUUUGAAGAAGAAAUGAUAGCUAAUGAAGCGCCACAGUGUGCCUUCGAGGAGACCAGCCGUUUGCGUUUGUGCAUGAGGAGGCUCAGGGAUAUGGUGGAGAAUCCUCACUCUGGGAUCCCUGGAAAGCUCUUCGCUUGCAUAUCGGUUUCUUUUGUUGUCAUCACUGCAGUUAGCCUCUGUAUUAGCACCAUGCCAGACCUCAGAGAAGAAGAAGAUCGGGGUGAAUGUUCCCAGAAGUGCCAUGACAUCUUUGUGCUGGAGACUGUCUGUGUGGCUUGGUUUUCCUUCGAAUUCGUCUUGCGCUCCAUUCAAGCAGAGAGCAAGUGCGCCUUCUUGAAGACCCCGCUCAACAUUAUAGACAUCAUGGCCAUCUUGCCUUUCUACAUCUCUUUGAUUAUAGAUUUGGCCUCUACCAAAAAUAGUGACAAGCCUGGAGGCAGCGUUGGAAACAAGUAUCUAGAGAGAGUGGGCCUGGUCCUCCGCACUUUGAGAGCCCUUCGUAUUCUGUAUGUCAUGCGGUUAGCACGGCAUUCACUGGGGCUGCAGACCCUGGGGCUUACUGUGCGCCGUUGCACACGGGAAUUUGGACUCCUCCUCCUUUUCCUUUGUGUUGCUAUGGCACUUUUUUCUCCACUGGUUUAUCUAGCAGAGAGUGAAAUGGGAGCCAAACAUGAAUUCACCAGUGUUCCCAGUAGUUACUGGUGGGCUGUAAUAUCCAUGACGACUGUUGGCUAUGGUGACAUGGUGCCUCGUAGCAUUCCAGGACAAGUGGUGGCUCUGAGCAGUAUCCUGAGUGGCAUUUUGCUUAUGGCUUUCCCUGUUACUUCCAUCUUCCAUACUUUUUCCCGCUCCUACAUAGAGCUUAAAGAGGAACAGCAGCGAGCCGCUAGCAGGCAGCUUUAUCAGGCAGAAAGCAAAAUCCCAAAUGAUGACAGCUCCCAAGAAGGAGAUUCCACAUGUCAAGAAGAGAUAGAUGGGGAGAGGAUUCAACCUGAGACAGAAAAGGACACUAAAGAUUGCUGAUUUAAAACUAAUUAAAGUCUUCCUGGAACAGCAUGGAAAAAGAGAGCAACGAGAUAUUUACAUAUCAGAAGCAAUCACUAAACCAUUCAAAUUAUGGUAGUAGGUCACACAGAAUGAAGGAGAGAGACCAGUUAUUGAGCAAUGAUUUAAGUGAUUAGUGGAGGUAUUUAAAUAAAACUGAGGACAAUUCAGCUUUCAGCAUCUUUAGAAUACAAGAAGAUUAUACAGGAGUGAAAACGUUGCUGUUUUAAGACAAGUUUUCACUGUGCACAUGGGUGAAAAUAACAUUGCUAAAGUAUUUUCUUUUCUUUUAAAAAGAAAAGUGCCCUGGGUACAUGGAGUAUAAAUGAGACUGGAGCAAAGAGUAGACUGCACAAGAGAAUGUCCCUCCCAAAAAGCUGUACCAGCAACUGAUUCAUGUUGCACAUUCUCAUGAAGUGGUCACAAAAAGUGUAAAGGGUGCAUUUGGAAGCACAGGGAUAAAGGGCCUUUUCUAGCUAACUAACAAAACUAUCCCUAGUUUACCUCUGUUGUAGUUUUUUUCUUCAAUAAAAACAAAUCAAUAACCAUGAUUUUGGCUGCCUGCUGACAGGCCUGACGUGCGCUUUAGCUCUUUAUGCAUUAUUUAGUGAACAUGCAGAUUUGCCACAGUAAGCUUUUGCAUCCUAGCCUGGAUGAAAAACAUAUACAGUCUUUGCUAAGGUUUGAAUGUACAUUAUUUUAAAAUGACAUUAUUGCAAUUAUUCUUUCAGCAUUAUAUAGUAUCCUCUUGCCCCCAUGGCCAGUAAAAAGAGUACCGUUAAGGAAAAUCAGUGGCUAUCUGAAGGAUGAUACCCAGUGUGCUCCAGUCCCCCAGCAACUAAAAGCAGGGUUUGGCUUUUUUUUUUCCCUCUUGGGGCAGAUGGGAAAGGUGCUCUUUGCUCACUUCAUUCCCAGAAAAAAGAAACACUGAGCUGAUGCUACUUAAAGUAAAAGACAAGAGCAUGCGUAAGUGAUACAAAAGCAAGCUGCACACACAGAGAUCUCAAUAUGCAAAAGUUGAAUUCUGGGCAUUUGCAAAGAUGCACAAAGAAGAGGAAGCACAAGUCACUUUCACUUCCUGUUUCCCCAAUACAGGUAUUAUAUUACAAAUAAAUCUGCUCUUAAGAUGGAGAAUAAAAUCUCUACAGGCAGCUUCAUUCUACAGGUAUACAAGAUGUAGUCACCAGUAGGCUUUGUUCUGCUCCCAAACAUUUGGCUACAUUUGGAGCAUGCACACAACCUCUUUGCUGCAUCAGUCGGUUGGACUUAUGGCCUAUCGGCUCCCUUUUAACUCUGUGAUGCUAUGAUUCAUGGCUGACCUAUGAAAUGUAUUUCUCAGAAGAAUGAGAACUACAGAGGAGUCGCUGCCAGAAUUGUGCAAAUCAUGCAGUUAUGCCCUUCCUAAAGUGAGAUAGGGAUUGGUCACAGCUAGCUGUAGUGAGCCUCUGUUCCCACUAUCCAAAUAAAAAUAAGUGCUUCAGAUCAGAGCCACCACCCAGAAGGAUUCUAGUGGAAGAGAAGCAUGGUAAGGCUGAUGUCCAAAUUCAUUUCUGACUUGCAAGAUCAUGACAAAGUGGCUUCUUCCAAUUCAUUUUGGGGAGGGGGGGAUGCUGGGGGUAAAAUAGCUGCAUUUAAACAAUGCUGCUAUCAUAUAAGGAUAACCAGAUUAUUUUAAA
Molecule: messenger RNA, 3437 nt
Organism: Sceloporus undulatus (fence lizard)
Lineage: Eukaryota; Metazoa; Chordata; Lepidosauria; Squamata; Phrynosomatidae
Gene: KCNG2
Product: potassium voltage-gated channel modifier subfamily G member 2
Exons: 3
Coding region: 181-1740 (519 amino acids)
Biological process (GO): protein homooligomerization; potassium ion transmembrane transport
Cellular component (GO): membrane; voltage-gated potassium channel complex
Molecular function (GO): protein binding; voltage-gated potassium channel activity
Source: RefSeq, a predicted model, not a curated record